UUUGGUGGGAUAUUCUAAAAGGUCACGUUGUAUAAGCAUUCAAACAUUAAACAUCACAAAGAUCGCACAUAUUAAAAAAAUACUUUGGUGAGAGGGAAUGAGGAUGAAUAGAGUAUUUAGUACACCCUUCUCUUCUUCAUUUUUCUCCUGCAACGGUCUAGUAACUUUCCGUCUUCACAACAAAGUUCAGAAUAGCUUGUCCAGAGCAGGAUUUUGUAAGGCAAUGAACGGAGGCGACCGCACAACCUCUCAAGAUGAUGUUCCCUCCCCUUCUUCAGCCAUUGAUUUUCUUACUCUCUGCCAGCGCCUCAAGACCACGAAAAGAACUGGUUGGAUUUAUCGUGAAGUAAAGGAUCCUGAAUCUAUUGCUGAUCACAUGUACCGAAUGGCUGCUAUGGCUCUUAUUGCAGUCGAUAUUCCUGGUAUAGAUAGAGAUAGGUGUGUAAAGAUGGCAAUUGUCCAUGAUAUUGCUGAAGCUAUUGUUGGUGAUAUCGCACCUUCUGACGGUAUAUCCAAGGAAGAAAAAAGUCAAAGAGAGAGGAAAGCUCUUGAAGAAAUGUGCCAGAUGCUUGGUGGAGGAUUGAGAGCUAAAGAAAUAUAUGACUUAUGGAACGAGUAUGAAAACAAUUCUUCUCCAGAAGCAAAAAUUGUUAAGGAUUUUGACAAGGUAGAAAUGAUUCUUCAAGCAUUGGAGUAUGAAAGCGAUCAAGGCAAGAACUUAGAUGAUUUUUUCCAGUCAACAGAAAGUUCCAAACAGAUAUUGGCAAAGCAUGGGCUGCUGAAAUUGUUUCCAGGAGAAAUAAGAAUCGAAAUGGUGCAUCUAAGUAAUUGCGUUUUUCAAAAGAACUGACACAUUUGGCUUGGCAACUAUUCCCAUGUGUCUAUCCAAGCUCAUAAUUUAGCCAUCCACAGGCAUAUGGUUGACUGCCAAGUGCUUACGGCAACAAGAUGCAGGUUCCAAAUUUGUGAACAUGCUGCCUUCAGAUCUCUCUCAUGUUUUAUGAAGUAUGAACUUUUGCCAUUAUGUAGUCAUCACUAUGUAGUUAAACGUUUCAUUGGCCAAAAAUAUCAUAUUUAAAAAAAAAUAAAAUUCAAAUCAUUUUCAAUUUUAUAGAAAGUGCAUACUAGCGGUGCAGAUCUCUCCUUUUUAUUAUUUCCCUGUAAAUGCAUCUCCACUUGAGGAUUCCUCUUAUUUGGUUAUGAAGAUUGAGCAUAAAGAUUUUACAGAAUGAAUAUUCGUCAGUUUUCAAA
Messenger RNA from Cryptomeria japonica (Japanese cedar), 1251 nucleotides. RefSeq lists its product as uncharacterized. The transcript has 8 exons. NCBI's taxonomy places the organism in Eukaryota, Viridiplantae, Streptophyta, Pinopsida, Cupressales, Cupressaceae. Bases 98 to 850 code for a protein of 250 amino acids. The record is from RefSeq and is a predicted model, not a curated record. Gene Ontology annotation, molecular function: 5'-deoxynucleotidase activity. Gene Ontology annotation, cellular component: cytoplasm.